Molecule: messenger RNA, 885 nt
Organism: Endocarpon pusillum Z07020
Lineage: Eukaryota; Fungi; Ascomycota; Eurotiomycetes; Verrucariales; Verrucariaceae
Exons: 2
Coding region: 1-885 (294 amino acids)
Cellular component (GO): fungal-type vacuole; plasma membrane
Source: RefSeq, a predicted model, not a curated record
AUGGCCGACGAAUACGUCGUCUGCACCCUCAGCACCUGCCCCCUCGAAGAGUCCAUCUUCUCCUACCAACCCUCCCUCGCCGCCAACGCGAGCUUCCUCGCCCUCUUCGCCCUCACCGGCCUCCUCCACACGAUCCAAGGCAUCCUCAGCCGUAAACGCGCCUUCUGGAUCGCCGCCGUCCUCGGCUGCAUCGCCGAAGUCAUCGGCUACGCGGGGCGCAUCAUAUCGCACUACAACCCCUUCUCGGAGAACGGGUUCCUGAUCCAGAUCUGCUGUCUCACCAUCGCGCCCGCCUUCUUCAGCGCGGCCAUCUACUUCACCCUGGGCGACAUCGUGACGGCGGUCAGCCUGCGGAGCAGCCGGGUGAAGCCGCGCGGCUACGCGGCCAUUUUCAUCCCCUGCGACGUCAUGAGUCUGAUCCUGCAGGGAACGGGCGGCGGCAUGGCGAGCGUGAGCAGCCAGAACGGCGAGGAUCCGGCCACGGGCACGAAUAUCAUGGUGGCCGGGUUGAGCUUUCAGGUCGCCAGUAUGACUCUGUUUAUUCUGCUGGCGUUGGAGUAUAUCUUGAGGGUGAGGCGGAUCGAGGGGAAAGAGGUGUCGCGACUACCCGUGUCGAAGAACAAGCUGUGGUUGUUCGUCGGCUUAUUCUCGCUCGCAGUCAUCUGUAUCUUCAUCCGGUGUAUCUAUCGCGUCAUCGAGCUGAGCGAGGGCUGGGAUGGAGAUCUGAUCAGGAAUGAGCGCAUCUUCAUUGUGCUAGAGGGAGUCAUGGUCCUCCUCGCAGUCUAUGCAUUGCAUAUCGGCCAUCCUGCCUUCUUGGAUCGGGGAAAAGCCGCCGCCACCACCACGGAGACUUCUCCUACCAUCGCCGAGGAGGCGAAACGCUGA